CUUCUGCCGUUGGCCGCCAGGUGGGUGGCUGUUGCCAGAAUGUAGUUUUGUUGGGAGGACAACUGGAGCAUUUGGCAAGCUGUGCUCACUUGUGUAUGUUAGGUGUAGAGUAUGAUUGUGUGUGGAAUUGUUGUAGCGCACCGGAAUCUUUGGCAAGGACGUGAGAAGUGUGUCUACUUGCGCUACGAGGACUGGUCAUGACUAAGUGGUGUUAGGCCUACUGUUUUCAGCUGGUGGUGGUGGUCUCCGUAAUACGCAUAGGGUGCUUCUGCUGCCCUGUGUUUCCAAAGCAAAAAUUGUGGACGUAUUCCUGUUGACAGUCGUUGGGCAAGCACCUCCUGCGCUGUGCUCAGAAUUGCUUCGAAGAUCGCAUGUUAUGAUGGUCAUCUGACUGGAGUGUUCCGCUUUCUGCUAGCGUACCCGAUAGAUAUGGAAAGAGCAAGUCGCGUUAUCCGUCGGAGCGGUGCUCGUCUAAAAGCGCUCAAUGGGGGGCAUGCCGACCUCAACCUCGUCAUAUCCGAGCUGAGGGAUGUCAGGACGGCGAUGAAGUCUUUCUUGACAGCGCAGAACUCAGUCUCACAAGACUUGGUGAUUUGGGCUCAAGCAGACGAAAACAGGGUUAUUCAAGAUGUUAUGUGUCAGCUGGCUGAGUUGAACACUUUCUGGACUGACAUUCAGAAGGACUUUCUGGAGCAACUGAAGGCAUUUAAACACCAGUUUGACCUCAUCUUGGAGGGUGAGAAGCACGUGGAUCAAGCACGCAACCAACUUGCCAUUUGCGAGCAGAAGGAACUGAAGAUUAAGAAAGAGCUGAAGAAGGCGUCAAAGAAGGCUACUGUUGAAGAAAUUAACAACCUCGAGAUGCGGCUUGCGCAAGCUGAGAGGGCCAAAGACCUUGCACAGUAUGAAACAAUAGAGAAGGUUCAAGAAAACGAAGCUGUUAAGUUGAUAAGGCUAAAAGGCGGCUUGCUCAAACUGUCCGAGGCCUACCUGGAGUUGGCCAACAAGUGUGCUAUUAUUUUUGAGUCACAAAGGGACAUUGCAAUGUACAUCCCUGAUGUGCACGAUCGAAGUCUUCAUGAAAUUAAGUACACUGGAUCUGGUGCAACGAAGCAAGCCGUGCAGAGGGCCAAGGACAGGGUCCAGCAGUACCAUGCGUACCAGUAUAGGCUGAUACCACACUGUCCCUCUGUCGAAGAACCACCACCCCCGUACACCCCGGGCUACUACGACCCCACUACGGGCCGUCCCUACCACAACAACCAGGACGACGAAUGGGGUUCCGUGCGGCAGCGUGUUGCUCUGCCUUCCUGUCCCCCAAAUGCAGACAGCCCGGUCCCCCCUUUCCUGCAUCCUCCCACACCCCCUGGUGCUCCCCCGGGCACGGGUGGCUUACCACCUCCCUCGUACCAGAGGCACUCGACUUUCACGAGGAGGGACUCUGCCCCAGCUUGGCCAUCGUGGGACUCGGGUGGAGAGGAAGACGACCGCUUGGCAGCUGCAAUGGGGGGAGUUCGUAUCGGAUGAUGAUUGCUCUUGUGAGAUGGAUAAAGCUACGUUUUCCUCCUUUUUUUUAAAGAAAAAAUUUCUCGAACCGUUCCUUCCAAGUACUGCUUUUACUGUCACGAGGUUGAAGGUGCAGUCGAGCCUUGUUAUACUGAGCGUUAAUCGUGAAUGCCAUAUUUAUUGUGAAUGUAGCAGACGUGAAAGGCUCUUCCGAUUUUGAGCAUGAAAUUUCAGUUGACUCACCGAUGCAUGCAUGCAGAAGAACGGGAACAGAGAAAGGGUGAACAUUCAAUGACAAUCCCCCUUUGCCCUACCACAGGUUUUAUUGGCAGAAACACAGUCCCGGAACAUGCAUACGGCUUAUACGAGUAAUCCCGUAAGAUACCAUUCUGUGUGGCCUGCUGCUUGUUUCCAGGUUGUUAGCCGAAAUGUGCGAAUGCUUCAGACAAUGUGCAAACUUAUCUAUCCGGGCUAUGUUGCGGUGCACGAGGCAUUUGUUACGAAACAAAGGUAACUUUGUGGACGUGAAUGUUGUUACAGGUUUGGUUCAUGCUUUUAUUGGCAGUGUCUGCCGUAACAAGGUUUGACCGUAUAAAUUGCACUAUUGGCCCCCUCAGUCGCGUCCUUACAUGGCAGUGGGUUUUGAAGAGAAUAUGAAAACCAAGUGGUCACAGUGGAUCCGGUGCUGGUUUGAGUCAUACCUGAAACUUUUAGAUUUGCUUUCUCACUAUCAUCACCCUUUUGUCAGCGGUUGAAGAAUGUGUGAUCAUUUUGGCACUAUACUUACAGUGAACAUUUUGACUGGGGAGGAUAGUAAUUCCUGCCCCUUUAUCCAGGAAGGAGCUGCUAAUGACGACCAGUCGAAAUUCAUUCCCGCCCUACUUACACAAGAUUUAGCAGAUAGCGUAGUUCCGAGGUCAGUGUAUGUUCUUUUCUUCGUCACAGCAACUUAGCUGCUCUGAACAGGGUAGCGUGUGGUUACGUGAUAAGAAUAAUUUGCAGGUUUCUCGAUAGGGUUGAAAUUCACGGUAUAAUACUGCAGGCUAAGCGUCCCACCCUGCACUGUGCUCUGUCGAUGACUACACGUGUCACAGUCAAUGCAUGCGGAUGUCUCUGUCGUGUCCAGUCACAUCCACUAUAUACUGCCAUUUCAUUGAAUUUCAUUGGCAUCUUGCCAUCUAAUACCCACUGUUGUAAUCUCGUCACAAUCGGCUUUCUACGACAGGUGCUAGCCAUCAAAGGGUGCACACGUAGCUGCGAGAGCAUAUUUUUGGUUUGAAUAUCUAGCGGCAAUUCGUCAUGCAGUAGUGUCUCGUUUGCAGUACCACCUUUAACACACUUUUUCUUUUUUUCACUUGUGUAGUGGGAACUAACGGCACACGUCGAAUGUUGCAUUUUCAUCGCGCAGGAUUUUGUGUAGCUUUCACGUGUGGCUGUCGUAUAUCAUGGCUCGGUUAGUCAGACUAGACCUGAGUUCAAGGUUGAAGUCCUUCCAAGCCCAGAGUGUUUAUGUGGCAAUAUUUUUUUGUACCUUUGUGAGGAUGCAACCCAAGGUUUUCUCCUGUUUGCCAUUUUGACGAGGAACUUCAGGCUCACUUACAGUCUUCCUUCAAGAUACCUGUGGAGUGAAACGUGCCGACAACAUUGUCGUCUGGUGGCAUGUCUUUUCUUUUUUUUAUGUUGUUGAGUCUUUCCUCGGAUUGUCGGACGAGCUUCCUAGCGUUCACACUUAGUUUCAGUGGCAAACGAUUUGGUGAGAUGUGAAAUGAUAGGCCCUUCAGGGGCAUGCCUUUUUUUUUUUUUUUUUUUUUAUAAUUAUUUGCACGGAUAUUAGAAAGCAGUAUGUAUAGAUAUAUAUAAUCUCAGAGUGAGAGAAAUUGAUAUAUAAUGAUAUCGGAUGCUGCAGUCAUAAGAGCACACACAUGUACAGUUUUUUUUUCUUCUUCUUUAAUUCUGUCUUGCUUGUUCAUAUUUUUCUGGUAUGGUCUCGUGUUUCUGUAGUACCAAAUCUAAGAGGGAAUACCACAGCUGACAUUUAUAUCUUCAAUUCCAUUUUGAUCAGCAUUACAUUUUACAUGACUGCACAACAAACACACUCAAUCAUUACUGGAAAAGAUCGAUGCUCAAAUUCACCGCAGGUGAUUUUUGUUCGUUUGGAACCGUUCAGCUAAAAUUUUCCUGGUGUGUUAGGUCAGGUGUCAAAACGAAAAGGAGUGCUGCUAAAUUGUACCUGUUGUGACAGGGAUGUUUACAAACGUAGAGCUGUGCUGACCUGCGAAGUUGUCUGCCUGUCUUUUGGAGAUAACAUUUGCUGCAGAAAUGUGUGGGGAGAUGUUUACAUUUGUAAUAAAUCGUUGCUAACCAGUAAA
Molecule: messenger RNA, 3875 nt
Organism: Ornithodoros turicata
Lineage: Eukaryota; Metazoa; Arthropoda; Arachnida; Ixodida; Argasidae
Exons: 9
Coding region: 430-1527 (365 amino acids)
Source: RefSeq, a predicted model, not a curated record